Molecule: messenger RNA, 1661 nt
Organism: Coccomyxa subellipsoidea C-169
Lineage: Eukaryota; Viridiplantae; Chlorophyta; Trebouxiophyceae; Coccomyxaceae
Product: Prenylcysteine lyase
Exons: 7
Coding region: 1-1080 (359 amino acids)
Biological process (GO): prenylcysteine catabolic process; prenylated protein catabolic process
Molecular function (GO): prenylcysteine oxidase activity
Source: RefSeq, a predicted model, not a curated record
AUGGGGCUACAGAGGGAGCGUCUUGGGGUGGACGGCAGCCAGAUAUCCAUAUUUGAUGGCAGCCGCUUUGUGUUCAGUGAAAGCUCCUGGACAAUUGUGACCCUGUACCGUAUGCUGCGGAGGUAUGGGUUGAGCUAUUUGUAUAUGAGGAAAGGACCCCAGACAAUGCUGCCUCGCUUCUUGCAGCUCUACAAGCUUCAGGAUAGAAUAGGCACCAGCUCGGCAGCAAACCUGUUUGCCAAGGAGUUCGUAGCGGGCAUCAACCGCAUUCAGUACAAUCAGGGAAAUGGCAUCAACGCCCUUGCAGGGAUGGUGUCACUGCUGCCUACAAUCGACGGGCGCUUGUUCAGGAUCAAGGGGGGCAAUCGGCUGCUACCAGAACGCCUUAUUGCUGCCGCCAAUGCCAGCCUACAUCAGGGCCUCAGGGUCACAAAAGUGCACAGAACAACAAGCAGACACUUUGAACUGCACACCAAGUCCAGCAGAGAUGAUAAGACCACAAAGAGCAGGAGGUACGCCGCUGUGCUGGUGGCGACGCCACUGGAGCUGACAGACAUAGCCUUCACUGGCUUUGAGGUCCCCCACAUGCCAGUGAGGCAGUACCAGACCACAGUGACCACGCUUGUGAAAGGACGGCUCAAGCCGGCUUAUUUUGGCGUGGAAGCUUUGCCGAAAGGGGAAUAUGUGAUGGUGACGGAGGAUGCGAAAACGCCCUUCUCGGUGAUAGGGCCCCAGAAAAUCCUGCCCAAUGGGCUGCGAAUAUACAAGAUAUUUUCACGGCAACCUCUUGAGGGCGCCACCCUGGACGCCAUCUUUGCCAAUCUCACCAUCCUGGCUGACAGGGAGUGGAAGGCGUAUCCCCUCUUCAGGCCCCCCGAGAGGUUCCCCCCAUUCCGCCUGACCCCCGGCCUCUACGUGAACAACGCUUGGGAGAACGCUGCAUCCGCGAUGGAAAUGUCAGCCGUGGCCGCAAAAAACUGCGCGCUGCUGGCUUCACAGUACUUGCAGAAAGCAUUUCUGGAUGACGGGGGGUUGAACUCGGGAUUUAAAGCUGUGACGGGUGCAAAAUCAGAACUUUGAAGGUUGGCAACUCAGUUCCGGGCUCCCGGAUUAGCUAGCAUGAAGUGCGCAUUGCCGGCGGCACUGUACUAGCACAAAGCAAAUCUGGACGAGUAUGGCCUGGAUGCUGGAGACGGCAGCCCUAUAAUGCCAAAAUCCGAACUUUGAAGGCCAUUUUUUUUCAUGAGUCUGGAGCCCAGCGCUAGCGGCUGAGUUGCCCCAAAUUUGGAAGGUUCGACGGUUGCCGCCAGACUUUGUGCGCGGCUGGCAGCGCAGCAAAAAUAAUCGCAGAUAUGGUGGAGGCUAGAAUAUUGGAGUAGGUAGCGUGGCAGAUGCAAACUCAGAACUUUGAUGGGUGGCUGCUGAAUCAUCGGGUUCUUGACUUCCUGGGUAGCUAGCAUGGAACUGCGCGCCGCUACCUAGCAGCGUAUACCUGUAUACGUAUACCAAUAUACCGGCAAAGUAUUUGCAGGAAAAAAUAUGUUGGAUGAGAGAGGCUUGAGUGCUGGCUUGGGGACCUGGCAACAGUAAUAUCAGAAAGUGGAUGGGUGGCAGCUGAGUUCUGAGCUUCUUAAAUUCCUGGGUAACUAGCAAUAUGCGCC